Chiroxiphia lanceolata (lance-tailed manakin) is the source of this 12131-nucleotide messenger RNA. It is a transcript of the gene ABCA13, whose product is annotated as ATP binding cassette subfamily A member 13. Gene Ontology annotation, biological process: transmembrane transport; lipid transport. NCBI's taxonomy places the organism in Eukaryota, Metazoa, Chordata, Aves, Passeriformes, Pipridae. Gene Ontology annotation, molecular function: ATP binding; ATP hydrolysis activity; lipid carrier activity. The record is from RefSeq and is a predicted model, not a curated record. Gene Ontology annotation, cellular component: membrane; intracellular membrane-bounded organelle.
AAGGAAAGAAAAGAGAACAUGGGGCACAUUGUACACCAGUUCAAGGCUCUGUUUUGGAAAAAUUGGCUCUGCCGUGUGAGGCAACCGGUCCUAUCUCUCGCUGAAAUACUGUGGCCAUGUGUACUGUUCUUGAUUCUAGCUGCAAUCCGCUUCCAGGAGCCCCCAAAAUACAAGGAAAACUGUUACUUAGAAGCUCGUGAUUUACCAGGUCGGGGCCUUUAUCCUUUCAUGCGAACCCUUUUCUGUAAUGUUGGUUCACGAUGCAAGAAUACUAGUUACACAGCACAGGAAAACAACCACUUCCGCACCCAAAGUGGUCCAGAGAAAGUCACUGGACCUGAUCUAGACUUCAUGAGAGAGAUAGAAGAACUUGCAAAGGAUUUUAUUGAUACUACAGAGAAAGCCAUGGCUUUAGAAAAACUGUGGGAAGAAAACUCAAGGUUUUCAGGGCUCCCUAACAUCACCACUUUUCUUUCUAUGGAUUUGAAUGAAGCAGAGAAAAUGAUUUCUAGAGCAGAAAAUCUGUACAAGCAACCAUAUUUCUGGAACUUUCUGCAUUCACUCCCUCAUCUUGAACUGAACAGCUUUUUUACAGAAGAUGAGUUAGCUUCCAUAGCACAGUUUCUAAAGAUUAUUCAAAAUACCUUAGCAUCAUUGAAGGAUUUAGCUAUGAUGCCGUUAGAUCAAAAUUUCUAUGAAGUGGUGAAAAUAGCGCUGAAUUUAACUGUUGCAUCAGUACAAGAUAGGAGCUUAGAAGGUUUUCAAUACAAUCUUUCUUUUGGAGAUGUUUUGUGGAAUCCACUUGCGGUGAAAGCAGAACUUGAAUCCAGGUUUGGUUUUGACGGUCCUCAUGUUGAGAAGCUACUAAGUUAUACAGCACAAUUAACAAAGAUUCCCACAGGAGAGACACUGGAGCAGUUUGUAUGCUCUGCUCUGUCCAGUGUGCCAGAAGAUGAAGCAAAAGAGAAUAAUGGACAGGGCUGCAUUUCUACACGGCAUGAGGCCAAACUGUAUCUUGUUCAUGCUGUCAGCAAGCUCAGACUUUAUACACAGAUAAUUGAGCAAUGGCUUAGCAGCAGCAGUCUCUCUCAGAAUCUCCUUUUGGAACUUAGAAGACUAAUAGCUGAUUUAGUAUCUCAGUUUCUAGAUGAAAGGGAAGCCAGGAAACUUUUUUCAGGCAUAAAUACCCUGAUCCAGCAAUGGAAUGAGAAAUCAGAUGCCUACUUUUCAGAAGGAUAUACUGCAUCUCAUGAUUGGACUUUGACAUCUUUCAAAGAGUUUUUGAAGAGAGAAGAAAACUUAAGGAUUUCUGGUGAAAAGGAAACAGAUCAUCUUUUUCAUCUUGUAGAAGUCAUAGAAGAAAUUAUAAUGUUUGAUUUCUCAGCUUCUUCAAACCAGUCUCUAAUUGAAAAUGCCUUGAAUAAUAUAAUAAUAUGGAUGAAAAAUUUUGCUCAGGGGAAGGAAUCUGUCACCUAUUUCUCACUUGCAGUUGCUGAACUCCAUAAUGAGCUACAAAAAGAAUUCCAGCCUCUUCAGAGGUUCUGGUCAAAAAAGAAGACAGAAGUUUUGUGGCAUAUAGUUGAAAUUUUCUUCUCUGAACUUGGUUCUAGGCUUUCUCAUAUGAGUCAAGUGGAAGAGGAGGAGGUAAUUGAGAACUUAUCUAGAAUUAUAUCUUCCAUUACAGAAAAUAAAAUCCAUAGUAGAAGUAUGGUGUCGCUACAAAAUAUCCUGACUGACUGGUCAGAUUUAAAUGUUACUGCCUUGAACCAUUUAAAACAUUUAAGUGAAAACUUCCUAAGAAAUCUCUAUGAAGUUGGAUCAUUGUCUAGUGACCAUGUCAAUGUGUCUUUCACCACAAUUCCUGGAUUGAGUAAUAUCUCCUCUUUAUUUCUCUCAAAUGCAACUUUUAUGUCUAAGGUACAAGAUUUAGGAGAUAUUGUGCAUGAUUUCCUCAAAAACAUCCAAAAGUUAAACAAUACUAGUGUGACCUCACUUGUUCCAAUAAUUUUCUCUCUGUAUCAGAAUGAUGAGCUGGUCUUAAAUAUUAAGAACAAUAGCACUCUGUUAACCUUUCUUUAUGAGACUUCAAAAGAUAUGUUAUCUUUUCAAGUAUGGCAUGAUUUCCAAAAUAAGGAUCUAGUUUUUGAUUUUCUGUCUGAAACUUUUGACCUUCUCUGGAACCUCACCAGUAAGUCUCUGUGUGAAAAGUUACUAUUAUUUUACAACUACACAGAGUUUCAGGCCCAGUUUGCUGCACAGAAUGGAAAAAAAGAGAUGCAAGUGGUCUAUGGCACUCUGAGCAGCCUUAAAAUUUUUUUUAUAGAUGAAGAGCUCCAAACAGCGGCCUUUUGUUAUUUGACUGAGUUUCUUGAUAUCUCUCAGGAGUGCCUGGUCAAUAAUGGGUGCACUGAUUUUUAUCUAGCAAAUAUUACUUCUGCAGAUCAUCACAGAGGUUAUGACUUACUUCUGCUUCCAUUGGACAGUGUCCUGUCUAAUCUAACAAACUUGGGAGAUAACAUGAGUGUGCCUUCUGCUUUGCACUGCACUUUUACAUGGCUUCAAAUGUGGACAGAGAUUUUUGAAGAAGCAUCUAAAAUCUUAAAUUUGAAUUCAACCUUUUUUGUGUGUCUAAGAAAUGAUUUGCAUUUAUCAGUGGAACUUUUGUCAGAAAUUCAAACUCUUCUGAAAAAUAGAACUUCUGAAGUUCAAGAAAACAGCUCCUCUCAUUCAGACAUUGAGAUUGAACCUUUCUUACAUGAGAAAAAUAUCAAUUUGCUGAUGGAGUUCUUUCAAAAUGUGAUUAGAAAACUUGACUCAAACUCGCAGAGUGAACACAAAACAUUUCCACAGAAACUGAUAGAAACAGCAGCUCUAAAUAUUGAACUGGUAAGAAAGGCACUUAAAAUUUUCAAGUCUCUCACUUUUACUGACAUUCCAUUAAGAGAUGAAAAGGAGUUUCUAAAACAUAUGGUAGCCUUGGCGCAAAACAUGAGAAACAUCGAUGUUGAGUUCCUGACAAGUAGAUUCAAACAAGUCCAGAGGAAUAUAGAUAGUUUCUUUAAAAAUAUCAAACCUUUUUAUACUGAGAACUCUGAGUUAGGAACUUUAACAGACUGGUGGGAUGCAUUUGAGAACAUUUCCUGUCAUUUGAACCUGACUGGCUUAUGGCAAAUAACACAACUUUUUGAACAGGAUGAGCUCUAUGAUGUAGAAGAUGUGUUCAACCUCUUCUUUGAUGUCAUCAACCUUAUGGAAAGAUUAGCCCAUGAAAACACUACAGAAGCACUAACUGAAAUAUAUGCUUUCAUACUGAUUCAGGAGGAAAAAAUGCCAAUGUUUACUGAUGAGGAGUUCUCUAAUCAAGUAGAAGGUCUUCUAAUGUUACUGGAGACACUGACAGACAUAUCUGAUAAACCUGCAGAGGUCUCUGAUUGUUUUUCUGCAGCAUUCUGCUGGACUCUGACAACAGCAGCACCUCAGAAUGAUCCCACUGUCAAACCUUGUGACUUUAUGCAUAGCAAUUCUACUCUUAGUUAUAAUGCAGUCAUUGAAGUCAUUAAGGAGCUUAAACUCAUCACUCUGGAGGACAGUUUCUCUUGCUCUAGGGAAGACUUUCUGAUGGAUAUUUCUCUCAAUCUGACUUGCUUUUUUCAUCAGAUCAAAGAAUGGAACUCUAUUCUUUUGAAGUUUUCUGAGCUCCAUCAUGUAAAUGGCUCAGUUCUCAAAGAGCUGCUAGAUUUUUGGAAUGAGCUAUCCCUUUAUGCUGUGCCACUGCAUGUGAAUAAUACAUAUACAAUCAAUUGUUCCUCCACACCAAAGAGCCAAGUAGCUUUACAAAUCAUUGAAAUACUGGGCAGUGUUUCAGUGGUAGAAAUGGAGAUGGCCAAAGAUCUUCUGGAACAUCUUUAUGGUGGCCUAAGUUGGAACAGACACUCAAGAACAUCACUUAAGGGUGUUCUUACUAAUGUUAAGAAUAUGACCAGUGAAGUUUCUCGACUCCUGAAUACAGAUGCUGUCAUUUCUUUUCUUUCUGCAAUUCAGCCUCUAAUGACACUGUCAUCUGUUGGAAACCAGACAUACUCAAUGCUCAUGAUAAUAUCUGCUUUAAAUGAAAAUAGCAAUAUAUCUGAUAACUUUGAGAACUUCUGGUUUCCUAUAGUUACAAGCAUAGAAAAUUUAUUGGUGAAUUUUAGUGUUAAACAGUUACUUGUGGUGGUAGACCAAGGGUUUCAAUUACUAAAGUUAGCAACUGGACGGUCCUCUUCAGUGGCUCCUGAUGUUUUAAUACAGUGGUUUAAGACAUCAUCUGUAGAUGCUAUAUUAAGAAAUUUUGAAGAUAUGCAAGGCAUUGUGAAGAGUUUUCUAUGCAAGUGUAACAAUAAAAAUUAUACUAAAAUAAUACAUGCUCUAAUUCUCCUUAUGACUAAUGAAAGUUCAUCAAAUGACCUACUGCUGGCUGUCAAAGACAUUAUUCACUUUCUGGAACUUUUCCAAAAUAAGUCCAAGGAAGACUACACUGGUAUGUUGUUUGGUGACAGUCAUCUCAGUGGAGAAAAACUGAAUCAUAGUCACUCUGCUACUUCAGUUUUGUUAAAUGAUCUCCUUCAUAUAAUUGCUGAUCUUGCUGUUAUAAAAGAAGAAGCCUUACAUACAAACAAUACUGAGCUUCAGAUAGUUGACUUCAUUGACUCAUUUUUUUAUAAGGCACAAUAUGGAGAAGCUUCUACUCAGUCCCAAAACAGAACUCUGGAGAUCAUUCAAGAGAUUUUGCAAGUGAUAUUUCAGUCUACUGCAGAGCACGACAGGAACAAAAUAAGACUACUACUAAAGGAUUUGCAUAAGGAUGUAAUGGCAGAAAUGAGAGCAUCUAAAAUCUGCAAGAUUCUUCAGGAACAUUUAUACCCUGAUAGUGUUCUACUAUUGCAGAAAUUGCAGUUUACCAUUUUGAGUACUCUCAAAAUCUUUUCAGAAGAACCAGUUGUCUUUGGCAACAUUUUCUGUGUCAUUACAAAGUGUAAAGAUGGAUUAACAAGUCACUUGCUCCCUGCUAUCUUUGAAGGGAUCACUGUGGUUCAAGAUCAUUAUCAGGAUGUUGAAAGAUUGUGGCCUACUUUCAACAAGGGGGAUUGCAAGAGUAUGGCAUAUAUAAACCAAAAACUUUCCCAUAGUUUGGAGACCUUCCAGGAAGCCUUGCAGAAUACCAGAAAUGACAGCUGUGAAUGUCGGCUAAUGUUGGGGAACAUACAGAGACAACUGCAAAUGUUGGCUGAAAAUUUGGAGCUACAAUUAUCAGAAAAUCCAGCAGCUGCUCUUCUCAGCAAUUUAAAUCUCUUGAAUGAUGUGAAAGUCAAAGAGUAUGUGCAGAAUCUUACUCAGCUGAGGCUAGACAUUGGUUCUUCUGUCAAUAUUUCUGAAGAAACUGUCAAUACCAUCUUGGAAGCCAGUGUCUCUCAUUCAAAGGUUUUUUACAGUGCCUUUGUCGUAGCUUUAACUGGAAGAUGUGAUGAAGAAGUACUUAGCCUGCUGCUAAAGCUGCCUGAAAACAGUAAAACUUCCCUGGUAGUGGAAGAAUUAUGUUCCUUACCAGCACUGGACUUGUACACCAUGUUUGUGCUGAUUAUACAGAAUUUAAACUUACGUCACAUCAUUUACAAGAUCCAGAUACCACCUGAGAUAGGCAAUGUGCUAAAUAUGCUACUGGAUGUGGUUUCUAGUAUCAGUUCACUUCUUGAUAAAGUCCACCAUGUCAUGGAAAAGCUUCCAAUGUUCCUCCAAGGAAUUAAAAAUAUUGAUGUGCUUGACAUCUCUUCAUUGCAGCAGUUUUUGCAAGGUGGGCAGUUCAGAAGUUCAGCUGUUGGAUCCCUGGAGUCUGUAAUCAAGGCAGUGUGUAAAGAAGAAUCUUCAUUUUUCAGCAAUGCAAACCUGUUCAUUGACAUGCCCAGAGUCAUGGGACUCUUGGAGGACAAUAUGGCAAAAUAUGGCAUUCCUGCAGAUUCAACUCCUUUUUGCUUGAAGCUUUAUCAAGAGAUUUUGCAGUCUCCUAAUGGGGCUUUGCUAUGGACUUUCCUGAAACCUUUGUUGCACGGGAAGUUACUAUACAAUUCAAAUAUCAACAUGAUUGACCUGGUGAUAGAGAAGGCUAAUUUCACUUUUGGUUUUGUGGAACACUUGAAGACUUAUUCUGAGACAUGGCUUAGGAUGUCUGAGGUUUUUAAAACCAGUGGAAAUGUCCUCACAGUCUCACGACUGCAGGAAGCACUGCAAAGCAAUUUCAUAAAGCACUUCAUAGAAAGUAAUUUGGAUAUUGACAUGGAAAAACUGCUAAAAAAAAUGCAAACAUAUGAAACCAUGAUGAACAAGAUGCUUAACAGCUCAGCAAGUAAACAGAUUGACCUGUUGUCACAGCUUGUAGUAAACAUCUCUUCCUGUGUGUUACUGGACCGUUUCCAGCCUUUUGACUCUGUGGAAAAAUUGCAGGAGAAGGCUCAUGAACUCAUGCAGCAAAAUAAUCUUUUGGCUAGUAUCAUCUUCGAUACACCGAAGAACAAGAGGCAAGACUCUAGCAAUGGCCUUCCAAGACACAUUUCAUAUACAAUUAGAACCAGUGUUCUCUAUAGCAUGAGAACAGAUUUGAUUAAAAACCCAACAUGGAAAUCCCAUCCCCAGAAGUUGCCAGCUGAUGGGUUUAAAUACAACCAUGUCUUUAUUCCUCUUCAAGACAUGAUUGAAAGGGCAAUUAUUUCAGCACAGACUGGGAUAGAUACCUCAGAGACAGCCAUUCAGGUGCAAGCCAUGCCUUACCCUUGUCAUACCAGUGAUCUAUUCUUGAACAAUAUAGGGUUUUUCUUCCCACUUAUGAUGAUGUUAACAUGGAUGGUUUCAGUUGCUGGUAUGGUUCGCAAGUUGGUUUAUGAAAGAGAAAUUCAUCUUGAAGAGUAUAUGAAGACAAUGGGUGUACAUCCAGCCAUUCAUUUCUUUGCUUGGUUUCUUGAGAAUGUCAUUGUACUCACAAUAAGCAGCUGUGCUCUGGCCAUCAUUUUAAAAGCAAGUGGUAUCUUUGCUUAUAGCAAUGCCUUUCCUCAUCUUCCUUUUCUCCUGGAAUUUGGAGUCACAGUUAUUAUGCUAAGCUAUUUCUUGGGAGUGUUUUUUAGCAGUGCCGAUACAGCAGCUCUGUGUGCCAGCCUUGUCUAUAUGAUCAGUUUUUUACCCUACAUAGUUUUGUUGGUCUUGCAGAACCAGCUGAGUUUCAUCAGCAAGAUUAUAAUGUGUCUUCUUUCUACAACUGCCUUUGGGCAAGGAAUAUUUUUCAUUACACACUUUGAGAGCCAAGAAAUAGGAAUUCAGUGGAAUAAUGUGCACCAGUCAAUGGCACAAGGAGGAUACAUGACCUUUGGAUGGAUGUGCUGGAUGAUGUUCUUUGACUCUAUUUUGUAUUCUAUAGGUGGCUGGUAUUUCAGCAAUAUUAUUCCUGGAAAAUUUGGAUCAAAACACCGAUGGUACUUUCCCUUUACUGUUUCCUACUGGAAGAACCUGUGUGGUGCAGAGAGGAGGGAGAGACAUUACCUGAAUUCUAAUAUAUUUUUCUUCAAUGAAAACUUCAAAGAAAAAGAACAAGCACCUCAAAAUUGGAAAGGCCCUUGCACUGAAGGAGCCACCAUUGGUGUUGUGCUGCUGUCUCUCACCAAAGAGCACAUGGAUGGCCAGAAGGCGGCUGUUAAAGAUCUCAGCCUCACUUUCCACAGAGGGCAGAUAACAGCGCUCUUGGGACCUAAUGGAGCUGGCAAGACAACAGUUAUAUCACUGUUAACCGGUCUGUAUCCACCGAGCUCUGGUACCAUUAUUAUUGAUGGAAAGGACAUACGUACUGAUUUGGCUGCCAUCAGGACAGAGCUGGGUGUUUGCCCACAGUAUGAUGUGCUGUUUAACACACUUACGGUGCGAGAGCAUCUACUGCUUUAUGGAUCAGUGAAGGCACCCAGAUGGACGAACGAACAGUUGAAUGAGCAAGUCAGUGGAGCUCUGGAAGAUGUGAAUUUAUCUCAACAUCAGUACAAACCUGUUGGAGCUCUUUCUGGGGGAAUGAAAAGGAGACUGUCAAUUGCCAUCUCCUUUAUUGGAAACUCAAAGACAGUUGUUCUAGAUGAGCCCACCAGUGGAGUAGAUCCAUGUUCUCGCCGUGGUAUUUGGGAUGUUCUUCUGAAGUACAAAGCUGGUUGCACACUGAUCUUUACCACUCACCACCUCGAUGAGGCAGAGGUGCUCAGUGAUCACAUUGCCAUUCUGCAGCGUGGCCAGCUGAGGUGCUGUGGUUCUCCCUCUUAUCUGAGAGAAACAUACGGCCAGGGACAUAGUCUAACACUCAUAAAAAAGCCUUCUAUGUUUGAAAUCCAGGAUCCUAAGCAUAUUGUUCGUGUCACAUCUCUGGUACAGACCCAUAUUCCAGAAGCCUUCUUGAAAGAGAACAGCGGGACUGAGUUGACCUAUGUGAUUCCAGAAAGGGCAGAUAAGGCCUCUUUUAAAGGUCUCUUUCAAGCUUUAGAUCAAAGCCUUCAGCAUCUACAUGUGACUGGCUAUGGCAUUUCUGACACAACUUUGGAAGAGGUGUUUCUGAAGCUUCUGCAAGACUCAGAGAAGAUGCCCUGCAUUCCACAGGGAGCACACCAGGACCAUAAAAAUGGUAUUGAAUCAGUUUAUAUCUCACUUACAAGGGCUGCGAGUCUGUGUGGAGCCCAUCUUGUUCUCCCACAGAGUGUUGCUCUUCUGAUGAAGAGGUUUCACCACACUAGGCGUGACUGGAGAGGAAGCCUCUCAAAUGUGCUGCUACCUGUCCUCUUUGUUGCGCUGGCAAUGGCCUUGUUUAGUGUGAAGCCGCUGGCUAUUGAUUAUCCUUCUCUCAAGAUGACACCAAACCUUUAUGACAAUGUAGAAUCCUUCUUUAGCACUGAAGAUAAUAACUUAGAAAACCUUUCUCAAGUUCUACUGGGUUAUUUCUCUGAUUGGAACCACACGUGCAUGCAUUCACAACAACGAAAAAAUAAUUCAUGUUGGCAGAUAGAAAAUAUGCCACCCCAGGACUCAUGUGGAUGUGUAGCUGGACAGGAGAUGUGCCCAAGUUUCAAUACCUCUGCUCCCUAUGUAAAGAACAAGAAAGGACAUAUUUUAUAUAAUCUUUCAGGGUUCCUUGUGGAGGAGUAUUUGGUGAGGCCUUCCAACAAAACAAGAUAUGGUGGUUGGUCUUUUGGAGGGAGGAAAGCAUUUGAACUUCAAGAUACGAAACUGAAUGAAACCAAAUCUCGGCCUCUGGCUAAGGUGUGGUAUAACCAAAAAGGUUUCCAUUUGCUGCCAUCCUACUUAAAUGAACUAAAUAACCUCAUUCUGUGGAUGAAUUUACCUCCUAAUGUGGAUUGGAGAGAGUAUGGGAUAACACUCUACAACCAACCAUAUGGAGGAGCCUUGCUGGAUGAGGACAAAAUAAUGGAGAAUGUUCGUCAGUGUGGGGUAGCACUGUGUAUUAUGCUGGGUUUUUCUAUCCUUACCGCAUCCAUUGGAAGUACCAUAGUGAAGGACAGAGUAUCUGGCACAAAACGCUUGCAGCACAUCACAGGCCUGGGUUACAAAACUUAUUGGCUUGCUAACUUCUGCUGUGAUAUGCUAUUUUACAUGGUUCCAGUCACCCUGUGUGUUGGUGUUAUUAGUGCCUUCCAGCUAUCAGCCUUCACUUUCCGGAAGAACUUGGUGGCCACUGUUCUCCUGCUAAUACUCUUUGGAUAUGCAACUUUACCAUGGAUGUAUCUUGUAUCCAGAUUCUUCUCAAGUUCAGAUGUAGCUUUUAUUUCUUAUGUCUCCUUAAAUUUUGUGUUUGGCCUGUGUACCAUGCUGGUGACUCUCUUACCUCGUCUGUUAGCUAUAAUUUCCAAAGUGCAGAGUUUUCAGAACAUCUACAAUAUCCUCAAAUGGGCAUUCAUCAUAUUCCCACAAUUUUGCUUAGGCCAAGGUUUAAUAGAGCUUUCGUACAAUCAGAUCAAGUUUGACCUCACCAGUAACUUUGGAAUAGAUUCAUAUGUGAGCCCUUUUGAGAUGGAUUUCCUGGGCUGGAUUUUUGUGGAAAUGGCCCUUCAGGGAACACUGCUACUUCUUUUACGUCUUUUCCUUCAUUGGGAUCUCCUCCAGAAGCAAAGGGGUCAUUGUUCAAUUAACAACAUGGUCAGCCCAUCAGAAGAUGUUGAUGUAGAAAUGGAGCGACAGCGACUCUUUGGUGGAAGAACUGGUAACGAUGUGCUACUUCUGUACAACCUCAGGAAAUGUUACGGUGGUUUCAGUAAAAAGAACACAGCUGUGGAAAACAUAAGCUUGGGAAUACCAAAGGGAGAGUGUUUUGGACUCCUGGGAACAAAUGGAGCUGGAAAAAGCACAACAUUUAAGAUGCUGACUGGAGAUAUCAUCCCAUCUGCAGGACGUGCUGUUAUUCGGACUCCUACUGGGUCUGAAAUGGAUAUACUGUCUGCUAGCUCUGAGGGCAUUCUCGUUGGCUAUUGUCCACAGCAAGAUGCCCUGGAUGAACUUCUAACGGGUUGGGAGCAUCUUUAUUAUUACUGCACACUGCGUGGAAUUCCAAAGCAGGAUAUCCAUAAGGUUGCAGAGGACCUUGUUAACCGGUUGCACCUCAAUGCCCAUGCUGACAAACUGGUGAGAACAUACAGUGCUGGCACAAAGAGGAAGCUCUCUACUGCUGUGGCUUUAGUUGGUAAACCCCAAAUACUUUUACUGGAUGAGCCCAGCUCUGGGAUGGAUCCCUGCUCUAAACGCCACCUUUGGAAAACCAUCCUGAAGGAAGUUCAGGAUGGCUGUGCAGCUGUGCUGACAUCUCACAGUAUGGAAGAAUGUGAAGCUCUCUGCACACGGCUUGCUAUUAUGGUCAAUGGAAGUUUCAAGUGUCUUGGUUCUCCCCAGCAUAUUAAAAACAGGUUUGGAGAUGGUUAUUCAGUCAAGGUUUGGCUUAGCAAAGAAACAAGCUAUCGAAGAAUUAUUUUGGACUGCCUACAACUGCACUUUCCUGGAACACAGUUUAAGGGACAACAUCUCAAUCUGCUUGAGUACCACGUACCACGAAGUCAGGGAUGUUUAGCAGAGCUCUUCAGAGUCCUAGAGAAUCACAAAGUUUUUCUCCAAAUCAAACACUAUUCCAUUAGCCAAACUACAUUAGAGCAGGUAUUCAUUAAUUUUGCUACACAGCAGCAAGGAGUCUCACAUUCUUCACCAGGAUCUCCUGUUGAGGAUCAUGACCACCUUGCACUCUAGGCUCAGAACAGGAUAAAGCUUCAGCAGCACAUACAUGUGUGUGUAUGUUUGUGUGUACAUAUACACACAAGUUACAUGCAAUAAUUUUUCAACUGUGAACAAUUUGUGUAUGAGAAACAAAUAAUGGAAGCAGAGGUGAAUUUGCAUUUAAAGACCAGAAGGAAUGGUACCAGUUCUUGGUUAAACAAGAAACUUGUUGUAUGCAGACCAAAAAUCUGACAAAAGGUAAAAAUUAACUGGAAUUUUAAAAUAUAAAUGGCCUAAUUAAUGCAGAGGAAAAAAAUGAUCUGAAAUGUCAGUGCAUAGUAGAUUUUUUUUUUGUAGUGAUUGCAUUCAUUUGGAUACAGUACUCUCUUGCAUGCACAUUUAAUAUCCAAUUUUUACAUGACAAGUCAAGAAAAAACGAUUGAAUGAUAGCAGUAGCUAGGCUGUCACCCAAUAUUUGUAUUUAAUAACACAAAUUGAGAGCCUUUUGGCUUCCCUGUUAAUUCAGCUCUGUGUUGUGACAAGCUAAAUUAGCCUUUUUAUUGUAUAAAGGAUGCACUGUAUUCCAUAAGGCUUUAUGUUAAAGAGGUUAUUAGUGUACUAGUCUGCCUCCCAGUUAUCUUAAGUACAUUAAACAAGUUUAUAUAGAUCAUACUUGACAAUGAGUUUUCCCUUAUGCUUGUGGGUUGCUGCUGGAAGUAUUCUCAAGUAUAUUUUAAUGACCUAUUUUGUUUUUCUCAUAUUUUUUUUUCCAAAAAAAAUGUCAAAAAGAGAAGAAUGUUUAAUGGGAAUGUUAAAGGAAAUAAGAUAAACAUUCAGACAUUGAUCAGUAAACUUCUCAAUAAAUA